Panicum hallii is the source of this 1853-nucleotide messenger RNA. Its product is annotated as peptidyl-prolyl cis-trans isomerase FKBP43-like. Lineage: Eukaryota; Viridiplantae; Streptophyta; Magnoliopsida; Poales; Poaceae. The record is from RefSeq and is a predicted model, not a curated record. The coding region runs from base 204 to 1529 and encodes 441 amino acids. The transcript has 11 exons. Gene Ontology annotation, molecular function: peptidyl-prolyl cis-trans isomerase activity.
UCGAUAAACCCCUCCUCUCCCCUCCCUUCCGCCGACCCGCACCCGCCGCCUCCUCACCUCUGCUACUUCGCGCCGAAGCAGGCGGCGGCGCAGCGACCAUCACCGCGGGGACUCCUCUGGACGAAGGCCCGCAUCGAGGUGUUGCGAAUUGCAUUCGUUGGAUUCGUGGCUCGCGCGUGAACCAACCAUCCACCAUCCCCGUCAUGGCGUUCUGGGGGGUGGAGGUGAAGCCCGGGAAGCCCUACACCCACACCUACCAGGCUGACCACGGCCGCCUCCGUGUCUGCCAGGCUACACUUAGCAAUUGUGAUGUUUCUGGAAGGACGGUCCUGCAAUGCAAUGUUGGCAACAAGAUCCCCAUCAAACUUUGUAGUUUAAAUCCAAGCUUGGCGGAGAUGUGCCAUCUAGAGAUUGAGUUAGAGGAGGUUGAUGAUGUUGUCUUCUCAGUAAUUGGUCAGAGCUCCAUUCAUCUCUCCGGAUAUUAUGUCCGUGCAAGCAGCAGGUCUAAUGCGGGAGAUGAUGAAUCAGAAUCUUAUGGGGAAGAUAUUGGACAGUCUGACACUGAUGAGGAGCAUGAUGCCAAUGAGGACAGCUAUGAAUCUGACUUUAUUGAUGAUCGUGAUGUUAUAGAUGUUAGUGAUGAUGAAUGCUCCUCUCCACACCGCCGCAAACAAGCUUCUGGAAAACAGACUCGUAAGGCUGAAAGACGGCGGCGUUUGAAGAAGCAUCAAGUAGAUAGCACUGAUGAUGAUGAUUCUCCAGUGAUGAAGCCUGCUGUCAAGCACAAUGCUCGUGCAAUAUUUGAUAGUGGCAGUGAUGAAGAUAAUGUGCCUAUAUCUGUUGCAUUGAGCAAGAAAGACAGUGCUAAGGUUGCUGUCAAGCACGAUGCUCCUUCAAUAUUUGAUAGCUGCAGUGAUGAAGAAGAUAAUGAUGUUACAUUGAGUAAGAAAGACAGUACUAAGGUUUCUGAGGAAACCAACCUCCAAAAUGGACAGACAAAUGAUGGAACCAAAAAAAAUAGUGAUGACAGGAAAAGAAAAAGUUCUGCCAUCAGUGAGGAUCCUGCAUCGUCAAUGGAUAUAGAAGAUGCUAAUGCACCAUCUGUUUCAAAGCAAGGUUCUGAUAUAAAAAAGAAAUCAAAGAAAAAGAUGAAAAAACAAUCAGGUGGAAAAGAUGAGAAACAGUCCAAUAUAAGAACAUUGGACGAUGGGUUGAUGGUAGAAGAUCUGUCUACAGGAAACAUAGAUGCAAAAGUGGCUUCUGAUGGCUGCAAGGUUUAUAUCAAAUAUGUUGGCAUGUUGAAGGAGGGGAAAAUUGUUGAGUCUAAUCUUAGUGAAAAGCCUUACAAGUUCAAGCUUGGUGCUGGAAAAGUUAUCCGUGGAUGGGAUGUUGGUAUUCGUGGUAUGCGUGUUGGGGAGAAAAGGAGGCUGACAGUCCCACCUUCUAUGUGCUCUGGUGGUAAAUCAGUUGUAGAAGUACCUAAAAAUUCUUCAGUCAUCUACGAAAUUGAGUUGGUGAAAGUGAAAUAAAGAGGAAACCCACAUGCCAGGAUUUUGCAUGUCGCCUUUGCCGACAGCUGCAAUUAGGAGUAGAUGGAUUUUGUUGUGCCACAGCUGCAAUUAAUAUUGUGUUUCACCUGGUUUAUGGUUAACCUCAGUUUUUUUAGGUGGAAUUACGUGCACCACUAUCUGGUUUGUGGUUAAUCUCAGUUUUGUUUAGGUGGAAUUACUGUGCACCACUAUCUGUAGCCAGGUUACUCCAAUGACUUGUCGCACGGUGGGGCAUUUAAUGCUACAGAACCUUGGCCUGUGGUCACCUCAAGUGUUAAGAAUUUGUUUCGUUCAUGUUUUUUU